Neltuma alba is the source of this 1061-nucleotide messenger RNA. RefSeq lists its product as uncharacterized. Bases 17 to 886 code for a protein of 289 amino acids. Lineage: Eukaryota; Viridiplantae; Streptophyta; Magnoliopsida; Fabales; Fabaceae. The transcript has a single exon. The record is from RefSeq and is a predicted model, not a curated record.
UUGCUUCAGCUCACAUAUGGGGAGACAAAAAUGUCAGCACAGAGCUAAAGAGCUCUUGAAAAGCUAUGCCUCAUCUCCUACAGAAAUCUUCUACCUCCUCACCCUCACGCUUCUCAGCCUCCUCCUCCCGCUCUCGUUUCUUCUACUGGCCAGACUCUCCGGCGCCCAAUACCAUCUUCAAUCCCUCAUCACUUGGUACCGUUCGCCAAACCCGCUUCCCUAUUUCUUAUAUCUCGCUCUCCAUGUCAACCCUGCCAUUCUCUACGUUCUCGUCUCAUUUGUCAGCGUGGCCACUCUGAUCCGCGGCUUGACCGGAAAAAUCACCCUUUUCAGCGACUCAUCUACCUCCGUUGACCGGCCUCGUCUCUUCACCGCGUGGGUUCUCCUCUGCACUUUCCAGGUCUGCGUUGGUCUGGGCAUUGAGGGGAGCAUAGCGGCGGGACUUUAUGACUCUGAUUCGAGUUUUGGGGUGGAGCGGAGUUUGCUGAGCAGAGUGAUUUUUCUCAUGGGAUUGCACGAAACGAUGCAGCUUUGGAGCAGAGGGGUGGUGAAGCCGGUUGUGGAUGACACGGUGUUCGGCGGGGUUGACAGAAAGGAAAGAUGGACGGAGAGGGUGAUCAUGGCGGCCAGCCUGGGUGGUUUGUGGUGGUGGAGGUUGAGGGAAGAUGUGGAGACGUUGGUGGUUAUGGCGGAAGCAAAGAAAGAGCAUUGGAUGGAAGUGGGAAUGGCGGAUUUCGUGGGGUGGUGGUUGUAUUAUCUGACCGUCACGAUUGGGAUGGUGAGGGUGGUGAAGGCUCUCAUGUGGAUGGCUUCCCUUUGUCUGCGCGGAACAAGCCCGUCGGAGAUUGCUCCGGUUGAAUCCCGCGACAACGAUGACAAGGUGUAAAUUAAUUUGAUCCAUUCUAAAAUUUUAUUUCUUUUCUCAAAUGAAUUCUUUAUCUGCCCGUCCACAUUUGACAUCCUUCGGACGUUAUAAUAUUGAAAUUCGCUUUUGCAAAUGCAAUAAAUUUGCAUACAGUCGUGGCUCUCACCGGGAAGGUUCAAAGGCACAGUUUUUUUUU